AUGGAGAAAUGCCAACGUAUCGCCAUGAUCAAACGAAUCCUUGAUGCAUCACCAAAUCUCUCGUCUCUUGUAGUAUCAUGGAGAGAUUUUCGUCACUGUUCACGAAAAUACUUAAAUCUGAAACAUGUGCAUCUCUUAUUAAAUGGACACUAUGACAAUCCAAAACGUUAUUUUACUAUUCAUCGAUUAAAUGAAUUAGUACCUCAUCUAUAUUCACUUGAAACAAGCGAUUCAGUUAUGAUGCUGAAUGAACACCUUGUUGAAUUUAUUUUGAACAUUAGUCAUCAAUUUGAUCAAUUGGUACAUUUAGUAUUAAACAGAAAUUGUCUUUAUCGAUCCAAGAACGAAAAAAAGCUCUUGUUCAGAGACAAAUUAAUUGCAGCUACUCGUGAUCAAAUAUUUCAUGGUUGCAAUAUUCAUUUUGAAUUUCGUACUUAUGACGAAUUACGUAUUUGGUUCUAA
Rotaria sp. Silwood2 is the source of this 462-nucleotide messenger RNA. The record is from the annotation of a GenBank genome assembly. NCBI's taxonomy places the organism in Eukaryota, Metazoa, Rotifera, Eurotatoria, Philodinida, Philodinidae.